This is a messenger RNA of Camelina sativa (false flax), 625 nucleotides long. The record is from RefSeq and is a predicted model, not a curated record. NCBI's taxonomy places the organism in Eukaryota, Viridiplantae, Streptophyta, Magnoliopsida, Brassicales, Brassicaceae.
UCGGCCUUUCUAAGGUCUUCCCAGAGGAUGAUCUUAGCCACGUCGUCACUGCAGUCAUGGGUACUCCCGGCUAUGUCGAUCCUGAGUACUACAACACGUUUAAGCUAAACGAGAAGAGCGACGUGUACAGUUUCGGGAUCGUCCUCCUUGAACUCAUAACCGGCCAGCGAUCCAUAAUGAAAACUGAAGACGGAGACAAAAUGAACGUUGUUCACUACGUUGAGCCUUUCCUCGAAACCGGAGACAUAGACGGUGUCGUGGAUCCACGGCUUCACGGGGACUUCUCCUCAAACUCGGCUUGGAAAUUUGUAGAGGUGGCAAUGUCUUGCGUCAGAGACAGAGGAACCAACAGACCAACAACAAACCAAAUCGUGUCUGAUCUGAAACAGUGCUUAGCCGCUGAGCUGGCUCGUGAGCCACAGAGCCAUCACAAGAAAGAAGUAGUGAAAGAGAAGCAAACGAAGUCGCCAAUUCGAAAAUAUAGCAGCGAUGAAUAUAAUAGCACGUCCGGAUCGGUUUCGCUUACUUAUGGAGAUUACUCCACGUUUGGCCCAACGGCAAGGUAGUGAGAAAUUAAUUUUAAGGUUUGAUUCAUCAUUUUAUGUUCAUUUUACUUUUGUUUGUU